Molecule: messenger RNA, 2098 nt
Organism: Ictalurus furcatus (blue catfish)
Lineage: Eukaryota; Metazoa; Chordata; Actinopteri; Siluriformes; Ictaluridae
Gene: meox2b
Product: mesenchyme homeobox 2b
Exons: 3
Coding region: 25-918 (297 amino acids)
Biological process (GO): positive regulation of transcription by RNA polymerase II
Cellular component (GO): nucleus
Molecular function (GO): RNA polymerase II cis-regulatory region sequence-specific DNA binding; DNA-binding transcription factor activity, RNA polymerase II-specific
Source: RefSeq, a predicted model, not a curated record
UGGAUUUGUGGUGAUUGAAGCAAGAUGGAUCAUUCUCUCUUCGGCUGCCUGCGGAACCCACACGCUCCAGCCCAGACUCUCCACCCGGCCUUCACCCAGUCCUCGCUGGCAUUGCACGGCCGCUCUGAUCACGUCUCCUACCCCGAUUUGCCAGGACCCUCACCACCAUGCAGCUACACAGGUGAAGAAGGAGGUUUUGGAGGGCUUCAUGCACGCAACCAUCCUUCUCAUCAGCUGCCCCAUCAUCAACAGCAUCAGCCCACCUGGCAUAUCCAGCAGAUGCCCUCACCUGGCAGCACCCGUCACGCCGCGUGCCUUCCUCACCCUGACACUGCUGCAGCAGAGCUGUGCACGUCUGGAGGAACAGUGGGUCAGAAUAUGUGCACUGCAAACACAGGCCUAGGAAACACUGACCCAGCAGGAGCAGUGUGUGGGUCUGGGGACUACGGGCGGCAAACUAUGUCACCCAUAGAACCAGAGAGGAGGAACAGUAAAGGAAAGAGUGACAACUCGGGUAAGCAAGAUUCCCAAGACGGGAGCUAUAAGUCAGACGUGAGCAGUAAACCCAGGAAGGAGCGCACAGCAUUCACCAAGGAGCAGAUCCGGGAACUGGAGUCAGAGUUUGCCCACCACAACUAUCUGACACGGCUAAGACGUUACGAAAUCGCCGUCAACCUUGACCUCACAGAGAGACAAGUGAAAGUGUGGUUUCAAAACAGGAGGAUGAAAUGGAAACGAGUGAAAGGAGGACAGCAGGGAGCUGCAGCACGAGAGAAAGAACUGGUGAACGUGAAGAAAGGAACCCUGUUGCCCUCUGAGUUUGCUGGCAUGGUGGGACUGCAUCACCCUGUAGGCUCCCCAGCCAAUGAGGACGACAGUCACGACAGUGACCAGAGCUCUGAACACGCCCACUUAUGACCUUCUGGAAACUUCCACCUGAACCUUACAGUUUUCCUCAGGAAUCGACAUUCUUAGGAUUCUUAGGGCCAGCUAUUAGCAUUUGCUACGAAUCUGCAACAUCUUCAAGUUGGCGAGACUGGACCCAGACAAAGAAACAGGCACAAUACAGACAAGGAAAAAGAAUACAGACAAAGGACUGGGAAAAUGGAUGAAGAUAAAUGACUGAAUUAUUAUUAUUAUUAUUAUUAUUAUUAUUAUUAUUAUUAUUAUAUAUUUUUUUUACUUGUGAGUUGUAGCUUUAAAUUUGGAUUUUGUAAAUAAAUGAAAGACUGUUGUGAACAUUCCACAUAAGUGCCUUGGGGGGAAAAAUUGCACUGUUUUAAUUAUUGCCUUAAUUGAUUGCUACUGUAUUGACAUAGUUUUGAAUAUGAUCUGUAAAUAAAAACUUGCAGUAUUGAGGAAGCAGUAUUUUGCCCAAUAAUAAUAAUAAUAAUAAUCAUCAUCAUCAUCAUCAUCAUCAUUUUCUGAAUCACACUGCCUAUUAAAUACCCAUAAAUAUCCUGUAAAGAACAGUUACUAGUAUGAUGUGCACUUCUCACUGAGCUAGAUUUUCACCAAAACAACCAUUUGUGUUGGAUAUUUAGUGAGAUUAUAAUUUAAAUGAAUAUCCUAUUAAUGAAAAAGUUACAGUUUUUACAAUACUUGCAUUGCUUAAUUCCUGCUAGCUUGAAGUCUGUUUAUGAGUAAUUAUACAUAAUAUAAAAACAGUGCAUUUUAUACCAUUUCUGAUCUGCUCCCUUGGAUGUGUAGUUCAUUUCUUUUUUGUUUUUGUUUUUUUUUCAAUUUAAUAUGUUUACCUUUUGAAUAAACAAGAAUUGCAUUUUUGUUGUGCAUUGACCUGAAUAAAUUUACCACAGGGUUCUUAAAAACUAUUCAUCCCCCCCACCCCCCGCCCCAUUUAGAGUCUUGGUUUCCUUAAUAAAUAUUAUCACCUCUAAAUAAGUUAAUGUGAUGCAAAUUUGAUGGAAAGCCAUGUUGAAAAACCAAUAUUAUGCUUUGACAUGUCUAUGAUUGCAGAGUAUAUACUAAUUUUUGGAGUAGCAUUUUGGAAAUUGGCCUGAGUUUUGAAGAGUCCUCACUUAUGAGAGCAGCUGGUGAUUCUAUCCCUGUAAAAUGUAGAGUGAUUUGAUUUGUGGCU